Juglans microcarpa x Juglans regia is the source of this 2771-nucleotide messenger RNA. RefSeq names its product ABC transporter B family member 25, mitochondrial-like. The record is from RefSeq and is a predicted model, not a curated record. Gene Ontology annotation, molecular function: ABC-type transporter activity; ATP binding; ATP hydrolysis activity. NCBI's taxonomy places the organism in Eukaryota, Viridiplantae, Streptophyta, Magnoliopsida, Fagales, Juglandaceae. The transcript has 20 exons. Gene Ontology annotation, biological process: transmembrane transport; intracellular iron ion homeostasis. Bases 288 to 2576 code for a protein of 762 amino acids. Gene Ontology annotation, cellular component: mitochondrial inner membrane.
GAAAGUCCAAAGGUUUUCCCCUUCUUCCCAAUUAACAUUGGAGCAGAACGUGGAACCUCUUAUAAAACAAAUAAAGUACACCACAGUCCCAACUGUUGUUGUUCCUCGUUUCUCUUUCUCUGCUUCGUUAUUUGUUGUUAAUUAUAGUUGAAUCAAUGCUCACAUUUUGGUGUGGAUCUUUGUGUUAUUCACAAGAUUGAAGAUUUGGGUUUUAUUGUGCAUUUGCAUAUCCAGUCACCGAGCUCUACUGGGUACUGCGAUUUGGUGGUCUCAGUUGAAUAAAAAGAAUGUUUGCUGCCGCCGCUGCGUCGGCGAGGAGCCGCCUUAGGGCUCCUAGGCUUCUCCCUCCGAGUGCUGGUGCUGGCGCUGCCGCUCUCUUACGUUCUUACCAGCGGCCUCCUAAUCUUCUUUUUCGCAUUUCAACAAACACUAAUCCAACUACGGCUGUCGGGGGUGGUGGCCGAUGUCUUCUCCACAGCAAUAGGAACCGGAAUUUCGGAAGAGCCCUUGUCACGGCCUUCCUUUCUGAUUCUCCAUCUUCGUCGUCCUCUUCUUCUUCUUCUCCUCCUCCCGGCAAAGCCGCCAACCCUUAUUCUUUACAUCAUCCUAGUUCCAUGCUGAAUGGGCGCCUUUUGUUCUCUACCUCAAUCUCCAAAACUGAUACUUCAGAUAGCAACAAGAAUAACGCGACAGUAGCCCUAAAGUUUGAGAAACCUAAGGCACCUCCCGAGAACCAAGUCGCCGACGUGAAAAUCCUCCGUACUCUUGCCAGUUACUUAUGGAUGAAAGAUAACCCCGAAUUCCGUCUCAGAGUCCUCACUGCCUUGGCUUUUCUCGUUGGCGCCAAGGUUUUGAACGUCCAGGUGCCCUUCCUCUUUAAGCUUGCUGUUGAUUGGCUAACAACCGCUACCGGCAAUGCUUCUGCUCUCGCUUCCUUUACUACUGCCAAUUCAAAGGCUUUAGCUCUUUUUGCCACCCCAGCUUCUGUUUUGAUUGGAUAUGGGAUUGCACGGUCGUGUGCUUCUGCUUUCAACGAGCUGCGGACUGCCGUAUUUUCUAAGGUGGCCUUGCGAACAAUUCGAUCGGUAUCUAGGAAAGUGUUUUCACAUUUGCUUGAUCUUGACCUUCAAUAUCAUCUUAGUCGACAAACAGGUGCAUUAAAUCGAAUUAUUGAUCGCGGUAGCCGAGCUAUAAAUUUCAUUCUCUCAUCUAUGGUGUUCAAUGUUGUACCCACCAUCUUAGAGAUAUCUAUGGUAUCAGGUAUACUGGCGUACAAGUUUGGAGCACCUUUUGCAUGGAUUACUUCGACGUCAGUUGCUGCAUAUGUCGCUUUCACAUUAAUCGUGACACAGUGGAGGACAAAGUUUAGACAGGCCAUGAAUAAAGCUGAUAAUGAUGCAAGUUCAAGGGCAGUCGAUUCACUUAUUAAUUAUGAGACUGUCAAAUAUUUUAACAAUGAAGCAUAUGAAGUUGAUAAAUAUGAUGAGUACUUAAGGAGGUAUGAAGAUGCUGCUUUAAAAACACAACGUAGCCUUGCAUUGUUGAACUUUGGCCAAAAUAUAAUAUUUAGCACAGCUCUGUCAACAGCUAUGGUAUUAUCUUCACAUGGAAUUAUGAGUGGCGAGAUGACAGUUGGUGAUUUGGUCAUGGUAAAUGGGCUUCUCUUCCAACUGUCUCUUCCUCUGAAUUUUCUUGGUAGUGUAUAUCGUGAGACCAUACAGAGUCUUGUUGACAUGAAGUCCAUGUUUCAGUUGUUGGAGGAGAGGCCUGAGGUUAGAGAUAAAGAUGACGCAAAGCCUUUUAAGUUGGAUGGAGGGCACAUACAGUUUGACAAUGUACAGUUUAGCUACGUGACAGAAAGAAAGAUUCUUGAUGGGGUAUCUUUUGUUGUACCAGCUGGGAAAAGUGUGGCUAUUGUUGGAACCAGUGGAAGUGGCAAGUCGACCAUUCUUAGAUUGCUCUUCAGGUUCUUUGACAUCCAUUCCGGAAGUAUAAAGAUAGAUGGCCAAGAUAUUCGUGAGGUUACUCUUGCGAGUCUACGAAAAUCUAUAGGUGCUGUGCCACAAGAUACGGUACUUUUCAAUGACACAAUAUUUCAUAACAUUCAUUAUGGUCGACUUUCGGCAACAGAAGAAGAAGUGUAUGAUGCUGCUCGACGUGCAGCAAUCCAUGAGACUAUCAUGAACUUCCCUGAGAAAUAUUCUACUGUUGUGGGGGAACGAGGGCUGAAGUUAAGUGGCGGAGAAAAGCAGCGUGUGGCAUUAGCUCGUGCAUUUUUGAAAGCCCCUGCAAUUCUGUUGUGUGAUGAAGCUACAAGUGCUCUGGACAGCACAACCGAGGCGGAGAUUUUAAGUGCAUUGAAUUCCCUAGCAAGUAACAGAACUUCAGUUUUCAUUGCUCAUAGGCUUACCACCGCAAUGCAGUGUGAUGAGAUCGUAGUUCUGGAGAAUGGGAAGGUCGUUGAAAAUGGAUCCCAUGAAGUUCUCUUGUCAAAGCCAGGAAGAUACGCACAGCUGUGGGGACAGCAAAAUAACACUGUGGAUGCACUUGAUACAGCCAUCAAACUGGAGACUUGAAUGUCCUCCUCCCUUCUCCCUUCCUCUCCAGGAGAAAAGUGAAAGGAAACCUUGUAAAAGGAAUUGGAAUUCAGUCGUUUCUUGGUUUUUUUUAUUUUGAUUUCGUUCUACAUAAACAAUGUUCGUCAAGUUGAUUUAUAGUAAAAAGGAAGAUUGCCUAUCUUCUUAUAUAAAUAAAGAAAAUGUGUAAGCAAG